This is a messenger RNA of Ectocarpus sp. CCAP 1310/34, 2122 nucleotides long. NCBI's taxonomy places the organism in Eukaryota, Phaeophyceae, Ectocarpales, Ectocarpaceae. The record is from the annotation of a GenBank genome assembly.
UUUUUCCAGGGCUGCGGCACCCAUGGCAGCCCGAGCUCCCUCCGAUGUUAGCAGCGUUCAAGCGGGAGCAGCUGCAGCGCCAACAACGCCAGAGAGGCUUGAGGAGGUCGAGACGCUUCUCGCGUACAAGAAGCCAUGGCCUGCGUUUCUCUGCGCCGGAGUGGAUGUCCACGGUGAGUGGGACAACUGCCCGGAGGGUGCCAGGGAUGCGCUGGAAUGGAUGGCUUCAACGGCCGUGGGCUUGCUGGAUAUUGCGAGUGUUGGCCCUCUCACACCUGUCUGCAAGGCAUUCACGGCUCUCAUCGAGGCUGCACAAGGCGCUAUGGAGGUAGUCAAGAACCUGCGGGAAUUGGUCACUUGGUGCGCGUUCCUCGUCGGUGUACUCAUCGAGCACGGCAAGCAAGUGGAAAAUCUGAAGGCGGUCAACAAGCCACUGAACGAGUUCGUCGCCACAACCGGCGAGCUGGCGAAACGUGCGAAUGUCGUGGCGGGGAGAGGCAAGAUGGAGGAACGCUCGCGGCCUCUCCCUUUACCAGACAUGGCCGACGUCCCUGCUGCGGCGCUGAAGCUGCCGCCUAGCCACGUGAAGCGUGUAGGACUGGAGGCCGAGAUCCUCAAAAGUCUCACGACUACCGACGCGUCCGGUGCUCCGUAUGUACUGCUGGGCGUGGGGGGAGCGGGCAAGUCGUUGCUGGCAUCUUCCGUUGUUCGGACCGAGGAGGUUCGGAAGCACUUUCGAGCAGGCGCUUUUUGGCUGAGGGUGGGACCGGGGGGUGAGGACCAGCUUUUUGCGCUCUGUGAUAUUUUGGCAAGGAAGGUUACUCCCGCGACCAAACUACCGCAACAAUUCAACAGCCUCGAGGAUAUCAUCCAGCACUUAACUGUCGUUGUUGCGGAGGACAGGCUGCCUCGCCUAAUGGUCCUGGAUGAUGUAUUGGAACGUGCGGUCGUGGACACGUUGCGACCCACGGGGCUCCGUCUGCUCGUGACCACCCGUCUGGAUUCUUUGGUGGCUGUGAGAGGGGGACGCACGGUCGUUGGGAACAUGGACAGGGCGGAGGCCCGAGAGCUCCUGAAAAGCAAGAGUGGUGCCAUAGAACUUCCGGAGACGGAGGCUGAUCAGACGAAGACGAUCCUGGGUCCGCAGAUGGACGCUGACAUCGGUGACAACCCGACCAAGGAAUCGUUGUUCCACGUCCUGGACCUGAGCUUGAAGUAUCUCGGUCGACAUCAGCACCGCCUGUUCCUCAGCUUGGUUGUGCUCGCCCGUGGCGUUUCGGCUCCGGCCCCUAUGCUGGCCAGCAUCUGGGAUAUGGUGGGCCUUUGCGUGAUCAAGUGUGCAACAUCGUUGGAAAAGGUGGACAACAUGGGUGCCAGGAACGAAGCUGACUUUUUCGUGAGCAACUCCCUUCUGCAAGAGGUGGAUGGCUCCUUUCGCGUGCACGACCUUCUGUUGGACUUCGCUCGGACUAGGUGCGAAAAGGAGAUCUUGGACGAGGCCGUGAAACGCCAAAGCCAGUACCUGCGCAGGCUGGCUGUGCUCCAGGACUAUCGCGCCAAGGGUGACCCUCUUGAAGGCCUCUACUCCCUCAUCGUCCUGUGGCGAAAACUGGCAGAGCAUUGUGGUAACGAGCAGGUGGAGGUGGAAGCCUACCACGCCAGUCUCGGGGAGCUCGGCGACGACGAAUCAGCAGGCGCCGCGGACGCUUUCUCGGCUGUGGGGCGAUUGCUUGGACUCGAGACUCACCUUUAUGUCUCCUUCCAGGGCAAGUUAGAUGAGGCCGGCCCGUUGUACGAUAGGGCCAUCAGGAUUUGGGAGGCGGCUCUUGGGCCCGAGCACUCGCAAGUGGCUACAGCGCUCAACAACCGGGCGCGGUUGUUGAGAGUACAAGGCAAGUACGACGACGCCGAACAACCUUACGAGCGAUCACUAGCCAUACGAGAGAAGGGCAACUACGACGAAGCCGGGAAGUUGUAUGAGCGUUCUCUUGCCAUCCGCGAGAAAGCACUAGGGCCUGACCACCCGGACGUGGCCCAGUCGCUCAACAACUGGGCGGGGUUGUUGGGCAAGCAGGUGAGAGCCAUCAGAAAAUUCCAGGAAGUUUCUUGUGGUACCCGAUAG